Populus nigra (black poplar) is the source of this 2074-nucleotide messenger RNA. RefSeq names its product ABC transporter B family member 25-like. Gene Ontology annotation, molecular function: ATP binding; ABC-type oligopeptide transporter activity; ATP hydrolysis activity. Lineage: Eukaryota; Viridiplantae; Streptophyta; Magnoliopsida; Malpighiales; Salicaceae. The transcript is spliced from 16 exons. The record is from RefSeq and is a predicted model, not a curated record. Gene Ontology annotation, cellular component: membrane. Bases 121 to 1620 code for a protein of 499 amino acids. Gene Ontology annotation, biological process: transmembrane transport.
AAAUCGCAGUACCACCGUGGAAAUUUCUUUUAACGUUUGUUUUGUGUGCGUGCGUGUGUGUGUGUGUGUGUAUUACAGCCUGUACUCUUUAAUCUGUUAGAAUUCAAUUAUCAUUAAUCGAUGGACAGGUUUGGAGGGGUGCAUGGCUUUGGCAGCGGUGGUAGUGAUGAACGGAGGGCUCUUCUUAGUCGAGGAGGAGGAAGAAAGAGAAAUGAUGCAUCUGAGGAUAAUCAGUUCACAGACCUUGAGCAUGGAGAUGCAGUGCCAGCUGCAAAUGUGGGAUUUGGUCGAGUGCUUUCACUGGCAAAGCCUGAUGCAGUAAAGCUGAUAAUUGCUACGCUAGCUCUCCUGAUUGCUUCCACAUCAAGUAUACUGAUUCCAAAGUUUGGUGGAAAGAUAAUAGACAUUGCGUCGGGAGAUAUAGGAACACCUGAACAGAAAGCUGAAGCUUUAUAUGCUGUCAACAACACCAUACUAGAGAUCUUUCUGAUUGUCAUAACUCGUUCAGUUUGCACAGCACUCAGGGCAUGGUUGUUUUCUUCCACUAGUGAAAGGGUGGUGGCUCGGUUGAGAAGCAACUUAUUUGCUCACCUUAUUAACCAGGAGGUGGCCUUCUUUGAUGUAACUAAAACUGGAGAGUUACUGAGCAGGUUAUCCGAAGAUACCCAGAUCAUAAAAAAUGCUGCAACCACAAAUCUUUCUGAGGCCCUAAGAAAUGUGUCAACUGCACUCAUUGGUCUUGGCUUCAUGUUUGCUACAUCCUGGAAGUUGACGUUGUUGUCUUUGGCUGUUGUACCGGCUAUUUCUGUUGCUGUACGCCAAUUUGGCCGCUUCCUUCGUGAACUUUCUCACAAGACUCAAGCUGCUGCUGCCGCUUCUGCUUCAAUUGCUGAGAAAGUGGUUGGGCUCUUCUUAGGAGGUCUCAAUGCAGCAUCAACCCUUUCAGUGAUCGUAGUGGUGAUAUAUGGAGCUAAUUUAACAAUAACAGGUUCUAUGACUGCUGGUGCUCUUACAUCCUUCAUUCUCUACAGCCUCACAGUUGGAGUUCUAUAUCUGGAUUGUCAGGAUUGUACACUGUGGCAAGAAAGCUGCAGGAUCCAGCAGGCGGGUUUUCCAGCUUCUAGAUCGUGUCUCAUCCAUGCCAAAGUCAGGGAACAAGUGUCCUUUGGGGAUGGGGAUGUGGAGUUAGAUGAUGUCUGGUUUGCCUAUCCAUCCCGCCCCAACCACAUGGUUCUCAAGGGAAUAACAUUGAAACUGCAGCCUGGCUCAAAAGUUGCUCUUGUUGGUCCUAGUGGAGGAGGAAAAACCACAAUUGCAAACUUGAUUGAAAGGUUUUAUGACCCAAUUAAGGGAAAGAUUCUCCUAAAUGGGAUUCCUCUGGUAGAAAUAUCACAUGAACAUCUACACAGAAAGAUCAGUAUAGUGAGCCAGGAGCCUGUUCAUUUCAACUGUUCUAUAGAGGAUAACAUCGCCUAUGGGUGUGAGGGUAAAGUCAGCAGCAUGGAUAUAGAAAAUGCAGCAAAAAUGGCCAAUGCGCAUGAUUUCAUUGCAAACUUCCCAGAUAAAUAUCAAACUUUUGUAGGAAAACGUGGGGUAAGGCUUUCAGGAGGUCAGAAAUAGAGGGUAGCAAUUGCUAGAGCCCUACUGACGAAUCCAAGGAUUCUCCUCCUUCAUGAAGCCACAAGUGCUCUGGACGCCGAAAGUGAAUAUCUAGUGCAGGAUGCCAUGGAUUCUCUAACGAAGGGAAGGACUGUUCUAGUUAUAGCCCACAGGCUAUCAACUGUCCAAAGUGCAGACACUGUAGCAGUUGUUUCUGAUGGUCAGAUAGUGGAGAGGGGCUCUCAUGGAGAGCUCCUUAGCAAGGAUGGGGCCUACACUGCGUUGGUGAAGAGACAGUUACAAGGACCCAAAACAGAUGUCAUAGUUUAAAACCCUUAAAUAUGGACCACGAACGUUUUGGUGAAACCAUGAAGCUCUGUAAUAAAAUCUUCCUUCAUGAUAAUGCAUUCAAUGCUUUGCCACUGAAUUGUGGUUCUGAAAGCCAAUGCUAUCAUCAGUAAAGCUUGUUAAUGUA